Molecule: messenger RNA, 768 nt
Organism: Penicillium chermesinum
Lineage: Eukaryota; Fungi; Ascomycota; Eurotiomycetes; Eurotiales; Aspergillaceae
Gene: pre9
Product: proteasome core particle subunit alpha 3
Exons: 4
Coding region: 1-768 (255 amino acids)
Biological process (GO): ubiquitin-dependent protein catabolic process
Cellular component (GO): nucleus; proteasome core complex; cytosol
Source: RefSeq, a predicted model, not a curated record
AUGUCUCGGAGAUACGAUUCACGGACUACCAUCUUCUCGCCAGAGGGCCGUCUGUAUCAGGUAGAAUAUGCGCUCGAGGCUAUUUCUCAUGCCGGUACAGCUCUCGGUAUUUUAGCUAAGGAUGGAAUCGUCCUUGCUGCUGAGCGGAAGGUUACCAGCAAGCUGCUGGAGCAGGACACCUCCGCAGAGAAGCUCUACACAAUCAAUGAUAACAUGAUCUGCGCUGUGGCUGGUAUGAAUGCUGAUGCCAACAUUUUGAUCAAUUACGCCCGUCAAAACGCCCAACGCUACCUCCUCACCUACAACGAAGACAUUCCCUGCGAGCAGCUUGUACGCCGACUGUGCGACUUGAAACAAGGAUAUACCCAGCACGGCGGUCUGCGUCCUUUCGGUGUGUCGUUCAUCUAUGCAGGCUGGGACCACCUGCGUCAGUUCCAGCUGUACCAGAGCAAUCCUAGUGGGAAUUACGGCGGAUGGAAGGCGACCAGUGUUGGUGCCAACAAUGCUAGCGCACAAAGUCUGCUGAAGCAAGACUACAAGGAGGACCAGACCCUACAGGAGGCUUGUGCAAUGGCCGUCAAGGUCUUGAGCAAGACCAUGGAUUCCACGAAGCUGAGCAGCGAGAAGAUCGAGUUCGCAACAGUAGGCAAGACCAAGGAUGGAAAAAUCUACCACCACCUUUGGAGCGCAGAUGAAAUUGAUGCUCUCCUACGAGACCAAGGGCUGGCCAAGGUUGAUGACGAACCCGAGGCUGGUGACAUAAAAUAG